UGUUUGGGUGUCGUCUGCUGGUCAGGUCACAUGUACCCCAUGCCGUUUCCCAUCUUGUGCCAGCAGACCUUGCAUAAGAGUGGGUGAGAGAAGACGAUGUCGAUGAGAAGAUACCUCCUGCACAUUGCUUACUGUGGCUCCAGGCUACGGUUAGUGUUGGCCAAACACAGGCUCUGCAGCUGCUGAUGGUGGCCAAAUCACUGGCUUAUUCAGUACUCAUAAAAAGUGGUGUCCAGAAGCAGAGAGAGGAGCACGAAGCUCUGUUUGUCAGCGUUGGUGGCCUGGUGGAGAAGGGGCUGCAGCGCCUCAGGCCAGAGAGCAUUGAACAGCUGUACUUCUCCAGCCGCACUGAUACUGGUGUUCAUGCUGUGUGUAACACAGCCCAUGUGGAUUUGUCGUGUCAAAGUGAAGGGUUAUGUUAUGAGCCUAGCGCUAUCACGAACACGCUAAAUCGCUUCUUUAAAAAAAAUAAUGCUGAAAUUAGAGUCCACAAGACCAUCCUGGUGCCAUCCACCUUCCAUGCACGCUAUGAUGCAGUGUCGCGGAGGUAUCUCUAUCGUCUGGCAGUGACUCUUGAGCCCACAAGUGCUGGUCGUGCUGCCCUGGAAAAGUUCAUGCCUGUUGCUGAGAUAGGAAAACUUUAUCUUGUCAGGCCUCCCUUUGAUGUUGAGCGCCUGGAGCCUGUCUGCCGUCUGCUGGAGGGAAUACAUGACUUUGCUUCCUUUGCCAAUGUACAAAGGAAGGGUGACACUCCAAGAGAAACUCUGCGGGAAAUAAAAAGUGUUACUGUGACACCUGGCCGACCAUUACUGGAUCCAAGCCAGGAUCCCCUGUAUUCUCACCUCCAGUUUUGGGAUGUGAAUGUGCAUGGGAAAUCCUUCCUCUACAGACAGGUGCGGCGGAUAGUUGGGGUGUUGGUGGGUGUGGCACAGGGACGUUUCAACCUGCAGGACGUGCAACACAUGCUGGACUAUCCAUCACAGAGAAACUGGAGCCCUAAAGUGCAAGUAGCUCCCCCUGAUGGCCUCUUUCUUCUCGAUGUGGAGUACCCUCUUCAUGUGUUUGCUGAAGGAGAGGACUCAGGGCAGCGCCCACAGGAGUAAACGAUGAUAGAUGGGCAGUAUCUCUCCUUCCGUGCUCAUUAAUAAAGGUGACUAAUGUAC
This is a messenger RNA of Scylla paramamosain (green mud crab), 1163 nucleotides long. RefSeq names its product tRNA pseudouridine synthase-like 1. Lineage: Eukaryota; Metazoa; Arthropoda; Malacostraca; Decapoda; Portunidae. Bases 186 to 1103 code for a protein of 305 amino acids. Gene Ontology annotation, molecular function: RNA binding; pseudouridine synthase activity. The record is from RefSeq and is a predicted model, not a curated record. The transcript has 9 exons. Gene Ontology annotation, biological process: tRNA pseudouridine synthesis.